AUGCUUUCCAAAUACAAGCACCGCUGGGCAGUGUCGAAGGUCUUUGAUGAUAAUCUCACCGUUUGCUCGGGGUGUAUGACAAUCUGCGGGUGGCCCAAAGCAAUCGAAAAUAAAAAGAUGGAAAGGAUGAUCCGGGUCCAAAGGGAUCGAGGUGGCUGGAAGUGA
Molecule: messenger RNA, 165 nt
Organism: Penicillium expansum
Lineage: Eukaryota; Fungi; Ascomycota; Eurotiomycetes; Eurotiales; Aspergillaceae
Exons: 2
Coding region: 1-165 (54 amino acids)
Source: RefSeq, a predicted model, not a curated record